Klebsormidium nitens is the source of this 3255-nucleotide messenger RNA. Lineage: Eukaryota; Viridiplantae; Streptophyta; Klebsormidiophyceae; Klebsormidiales; Klebsormidiaceae. The record is from the annotation of a GenBank genome assembly.
GCCAGAAGUCAGUGCCAGAACUUGGAAGAGCUCUUCCAUUGCCAGUUGCCAGUUGGUGGUAUUCUCUGUCAAGGGAAUGGAGAGGCGGCUUGGUCACGGGCUUGGCAGCCAUAUGCUGGAAUCGGUGGAGGAUGCUACGCAUCUCAAAGCUGAGGAGUGGCAGUUACGAGGAAGGAAACAACAUCGUUGUUUUGAAGUUUCCUCAAACGGCCGUAGAUUAAGUCUGUUGUGCAUCUGAACAUGUGCCAACCAGUCCGCUUCCGGAUGCCUGCUUGUCAAGCAGAUGGUUUAGUCCUCGGUAGUUGAUGAGUAAAGGCUUGAGAUUUAAAGCUGACAGUGAUAUAGUAACCCAGCAUCAGAUUGAUGAACAUGAAUGCAUGCUGUUUGCCAGCACUUGGUGAUGCAGUUUUGGGCACAAGGAUGGGGGCUGGGCUGUUGGACCACAGGGUAGUUGGUAGCAAACAAAUUUGUGGAUCGUUUCAGGCCCCACAGAAGUGCCAACCUCACCAAAGUCCAUUUAUCAGAGCUUAUCGAAGCCGCGCGAUUCCGAAACUCAGCAGAUGUUCCAGCAGCAUUCUUUUACAAACUCACAAGUACAGCUUGGGAAAUUCUGUUUCAGUUGUUCAAUUUUUGGGUAAAACGCACUCCACACAUCAAAGACCAGAGUCUUCACAUCACUCCGUUCAUUGCGGAGGGCGGUCAAGACGGAAAUCAGAUUUCAGAUCUGCGGCACCCUCCGAAACCAAGCCACAGCAGGGUUUUUGGUCCGCUAUUGCCAGAGCCGCUGGCAAGGCUGUCCUGGUAUUUGUUGCUGCGGCUGCGGUGUAUAGUGUGUUUGGAGGAGCACCCGCCCAAGCCUUAACCCUGGCAGGUGUCAAGGAUAGGGCAGCUGGCAGGUUGCAGGACUAUGUACAUACGUCGUGGCCCUGGGUUGUCAAGUGCUGUGCGGAACUGAAAGAGCACGGCGUAAUGCUGGCUUCCCUCCUGGCUGCUUCUGCAUUUUUCUCGCUAGCGGAAACGUCCAUCACAACGCUGUGGCCGUGGAAGGUUCGCGAACUGGCUGAGAAGGAAAAAGAGGAAGGCUUGGGAGAUACUUUCAGGUUGCUGCAAAAGGACGUCACUCGAUUCCUCACCACCAUUCUGAUUGGUUCAACGAUUGCAAACAUCGCGGCCACAGCCUUGGUGACAGAGUCAGUGACGUCGAUAUUUGGAGAAGCGGGCAUUGGGGCAGCAACUGCAGUGAUGACGGUCGUCGUCCUUCUGCUGACUGAGAUUGCCCCCAAAAGCAUUGCUGUGCACAACGCGCCGGCCGUGGCAAACAUGGUGGUGCGGCCGGUCCACUGGUUGUCGACCAUCCUGUACCCGGUUGGUCGUGUCUGCACCUGGCUCUCUGUUGGGCUGCUCAAACUACUGGGACUGAAGAGCUCGGGGGAAACACUGGUGAGUGAAGAGGAGAUGAAGCUAAUGCUCAGUGGGGCCAUGAUGAGUGGCACAAUCGAGCCGGGGGAACAGGACAUGAUUGAGGCGGUGCUGGAGAUGGACGACACGACGGUGAAGGAGGUGAUGACGGCGCUGGUGGACGUGGAGGCCAUCGAGAGCAAGGCCACGCUCAUGGAGCUGCGCGACCUCUGGAUCCAGCACCAGUACUCCAGGAUCCCGGUGUAUGAGAAGCGCAUCGACAAGAUCGUGGGCAUUGCGUACGCGAUGGACAUGCUGGACUACGUGGACGAGCCGGACCUGCUGCACCAGCUGACGGUGGAGCGCAUCGUGCACAAGAACCCCUACUUCGUGCCCGACGUCAUGUCCGUCUGGAACCUGCUGCGCGAGUUCCGGAUACGCAAGGUGCACAUGGCCAUCGUCGUCAACGAGUACGGCGGGACCACCGGGAUCGUGACGCUGGAGGACGUGGUGGAGGAGAUUGUGGGCGAGAUCUACGACGAGAACGACAGCAAGGAGGAGAUUCGAAAACGCGCGGGCUACAUCAUCGGGCGGGACAACGACAUCUACGACAUCGACGCUAACACGUCGAUUGACCAUCUCGAGGAAGAGCUCAACCUGGAAAUACCGGAGGGCCAGUUUGAGACGGUGUCGGGCUGGGUGUGCGGUGCGUUCGGCUACAUCCCGCGCUCCGGCGAGGCAGUCACGGUGACGUUGAAGAAGUCCCGGAAGGAGCAUCGGGAAGACGAGAAACAGAAAGAGCAAGAGCAGGAGCACCACCACAGGGGCGAGGAGGAGGCGGUGCCGGAGGAGGACCGCACUAAGUGGAUCCUGAAGGUGACCAUGGCCAACGCGCGCAAGGUGCAGACGGUGCGCCUGGAGCGCGCGAGCGAGGACGUGCCGCUCGUGGGGCCGCCCGACGAGAAGCUGUCGCUCAAGACCAAGCGCCUGCGCGGCUGGAAGACCGACUACGAGCCGCCCGAGCGGAAAGGGAAGGAGCCGCGUGGCUUCAUCGAGGUGGACCCGGACAAGAGGCGGGAUGCGGACGAGGAAGCAGAGGAAGAUGACAUGAUGUACAGCAGCGACGAAGAGGGGCCCGCAGAGGCGGGCGAGCGAGACUUUGAGGGAGCAGUCAGGGGCGGGGGCGAUGAGGCGGGCUCCUCCGACGAGCAGUAUUCCGACGGAGAGGAAUACUCCGAGUCGGAGGACGGCUUCCUAGAGGGGCCCGUGGCCAGCUACGGCACGGAUGCGGGCACGCGUGGUGAGUCCGCUGAGGACGACGAGAAUGAAGUAACGAGCAUAGCGGGUGAAGAGGCGUCUGCGAGCAGUCCGGCAGAGGUGAAAUCUCUCCAGGCGAUCUGGGAGGCGAAAGCCAAGGUCGUGGAGAGAAGACGGGCGCGCCGGCGGCAAGAAGCCGCCCUGGCAGCCGCUGAGCUGGCGCGGAUCGAAAGAUUCAAGGGGGAGGGGCUCACGUUGGCAGCUGGCCGGUCGAAGAACAACAAGCGCACAAAGCGCAGAGUGAUAGAGCCAGAAUAGCUCAGCAGUAGUGCGCUAGGACAUCCCUUCUCGGGCCCAGUCUGCGCUGGGCUCAUUGCUUGCAUACAUAGAGCUCUACCUGUAGAUAAAAGUCAACAUGGGACAGAGGAGUUAAAGACUGCCCAGGUACGAGGUGCAACGUUGCAGAUUCCUUGGAGUUGUUCAGGCCUUGUUCAAUCAACACAGAUGGCUAGUGUUCAAGAGUAUCACGGAUUUCACCUUUGAUCGACAUGGUAUGAUCCUUACAAGUUCAAUAGCUCCAGCACAGCACAUUUUCCGAUU